Molecule: messenger RNA, 2997 nt
Organism: Macrobrachium nipponense
Lineage: Eukaryota; Metazoa; Arthropoda; Malacostraca; Decapoda; Palaemonidae
Exons: 1
Coding region: 1-2997 (998 amino acids)
Molecular function (GO): nucleic acid binding; zinc ion binding
Source: RefSeq, a predicted model, not a curated record
AUGGCUCAACAAGAGGAAAAGCUAAUUGAUUUAAUGGAUCAAACAGCGGAUGAGACAGAGGAGCAGACAGCGGAUCAGGCAGAGGAUCAAACGGAGGGUCUGAUGAGAGACGAGGUACCUGUGCACCUCCCCACCGCUGAUGAAGAGACCACCACCACUCUCUCUCCUCCCCUGACUCCCAAUAGGACAGGAGAACAGAAUAAUGACAUACUUCAUCUUAUACACUUUCUGCAGACUUCCAGCAUGCAAGAGCAAGACCGACGACGACAAGAGGAGCAGAACUUCAGACUACAGAUGGAGCAAUCAAGACAAGAAGACAACCAGCGGUUCAUGUCUCUUUUCUCCUUGCUAUCAGGACAGAUUGCGGCAUCGCAACCCCAGCAAACUAACCCCAUGAUUGCACCUCCUGUUACACCUGUUCCCCCACCCCCUGGCUUCUCAGAGAAUACACCUUCAGUUUCUAGCAAGCCUACGGUCCAUCCCCCACCUCUCCUGCAACAAGAUGCAACGUACCAAGCGUUUCGCCAAUGGAGACUCCGUUUUGAGGAUUAUGCAGCAUUAGUUGGACUUGAUAGGUUACAUCAAACUUCCCAGCUGAUUCACCUGAGAACUUGCAUCUCCCUGGACGUCCAGCGCCUGCUUACGCAUACACUGGGCAUCCCUCCCAACACAUCACUUUCCCUUACAGAGGUGUUGGAUACACUCCAAAAGCACUUUCGCAGCCUCAGAAAUGAAGCCUUACGACGCAGGGAAUUGUUGUCCUGCAAACAGGCUCUCGGAGAAUCGUUUGCUGACUACUACGCACGCCUCAAGGAUCUCGCUGAUGAAGUGGACUUAUGCACUGGCAACCCCACCUCCUGCACCGAACGGCAAUUGCAGAUGGUAAUUUUGAUGGGUGUAAGAGACGAAGAGUUAAUACAACGCCUUAUCCCCCUCCAACCCUCAUCUACCCUCGCAGAGUUCGUGACAUGCUGCCGCUCCGCAUCUACAUGUGCGACUGCAUCAGCCAUUGCAUCUUCCCCUAGUCAGGUCAAUGCAUUAUCUACAUACAAGAAGAACCAGCGUCUACAGAAGAGGACUUCUCAUCGAUCUCCUGACCAACGUUCUCACCAGUCUCCUAACAGUGACCUUUGUCAAUAUUGCUCUUGCAAGCACGAUUCCGGACAAUGCCCAGCCACGGGUGCAUCGUGCAAUAACUGCGGACGCACGGGUCAUUGGCCCCGCACUCAGAAAUGCCCUGCUAAGGAAACUCAGUGCAAGACCUGCCAGAAACAGGGACAUUUUGAGAAGAUGUGCAGGUCUACCAAGAAAAGUCAGACUGGGAAUACAGCUUCACCUCCUCCUAAUAAGUCAAAUCCCGGCUGCCGUUUCGUGGGUGAUAACUUGGGUAGCGAGUCCCCCACACCAGUCACUGUCUCUCUGUCAUUUGGCGAUAUAUCAUCACAUCUCCAGCUAAUCCCUGAUACAGGAGCAGACAUCACAGUGAUUGGCACCAUACAUUUGGAUGCACUCCGCAUACCUCGGACAAGGCUCGAACCUCCACCCAUGACAGACGUUGUGACAGCAGAUGGAUCCCCCAUGACACCGGCUGUAGGAUACUUCCAGGCAACACUUUGUCUUGGCAACAAGUCUUGCUCAGCAACCAUACAUGUUCAUGAGGAUAUCCAGACUCCCCUCCUCUCCCGUGAACAUUGCCGAGCCCUCGCCAUAGUGUCACCGGAAUUCCCGAAGCCCAUCCUCAAGGUAAUACAUGUCAACAGAUGCGCUCAGUUUCCUGCCUCUGCCAUAACGUCACUCGCAGCUAUUAAGGACUAUUUUCUUCGGCACUUCAGCGACGUCCUCAUAUCCAAGAAGGAUCUACAAACCCAGCCACUAAAGAAAAUGGCAGGCCCUCCGAUGAGGAUUCACCUGAAACCUGGUGCUACACCAUUCGCUGUGCAUACACCCAGGCCAAUUCCGUUUGCUCUCAGAGAUCAAGUGAAAGAAGAACUUGACUCCUUGGUGCAACAAGGAAUCAUCAGACCAGCAGGCGACGAGCCCUCUGAAUGGUGCCAUCCCAUGGUCUUGGUACCCAAGGACAAAGGUGUGCGCAUCACUGUCGAUAACACCCACCUAAAUUCUCAGGUAGCCCGCCCUACACACCCUUCACCUACGCCCCAUGAUGCCGUCCGCAACAUCUCUCCUACUGCGAAGUACUUCACCACAGCGGAUGCCCUGCAUGGUUAUUGGCAAAUGGAGUUGGCAGAAGAGGACCGCCACCUGACUACAUUUAUAACUCCGUAUGGAAGGUUCCAGCACUGUCGCGGCCCGAUGGGAUUUUCAGCAACAAGUGAUGCAAACUGCCUCCGUGGAGAUAUGGCACUACAAGGUGUUCCCAACUGUGUGAAGGUGGUAGAUGACAUUCUCCUUUCCGAUGAGGAUCUCCCUUCCCACCUACAACACGUGCACCAAAUGCUGACCAGAUGCCGUCAGUAUGGUAUCACCCUCAACAAGGAGAAAUUUACUGUAGCCGCCCCUAAAGUUAACUUUUGCGGUUAUGUCUUAUCAUCCGAUGGUAUUGCAGCAGACCCUGACAAGGUAUCAGCUAUACGCGACUUCCCGACACCGUCCAAUGUCACAGACGUUAGGUUGUUUAUGGGUCUCGUCAAUCAACUUGCUGACUUCACUCCAGACAUCGCAGCAGCAGCACAGCCCCUACGUCCACUUAUGAGCCCCAAACGCUCAUUCGUCUGGACGCCCGACCAUGAGCGAGCAUUUAAGAAAGUCAAGACAGCUCUGACUUCACCACCUGUCCUGGCACCCUUCAAUCCUGCCUCGCCUGUGGUUCUACAAACAGAUGCCUCACGCCUAUACGGUCUCGGCUAUGCCCUACUUCAAGAUAACGGCCGAGGUCAGAUGCAUCUCGUCCAGUGUGGCUCUCGUUUCCUUACGGAUACAGAGACUCGCUACGCCACCAUAGAGCUGGAGCUACUUGCAGUCACUUGGGCUAGUAUCUAA